This is a messenger RNA of Anolis carolinensis (green anole), 2659 nucleotides long. Its product is annotated as zinc finger and SCAN domain-containing protein 2-like. Gene Ontology annotation, molecular function: RNA polymerase II cis-regulatory region sequence-specific DNA binding; DNA-binding transcription factor activity, RNA polymerase II-specific. NCBI's taxonomy places the organism in Eukaryota, Metazoa, Chordata, Lepidosauria, Squamata, Anolidae. The record is from RefSeq and is a predicted model, not a curated record. The transcript has a single exon. The coding region runs from base 870 to 1895 and encodes 341 amino acids. Gene Ontology annotation, biological process: regulation of transcription by RNA polymerase II.
UCCAGGGAAGACCUUUUCUCUCCAUGGCCUCGAGUUUUCUUAGGAUUUCCUUGAGCCUAGCUAGUUCUUCUUCUGUUGCUGAAAAUCUUCCACUGGAUGGAGGAAAAAGAGGAGUUGGCAGGAAGGAGACUUUGUGGCUGGAGCUGUGCCUGUCUUUGCAUCUCAUCAUGGGCUCUACCGAGGGAACCAUGUUUGGGUCUGACCCAGUGGCCCUCUAAUAUGGGGAAAGGGUUCAGUUCCUUCCGUGAUUCCUUCCUUUUCUUAUCCUGUCCUUCUGUGUUUCCUCCCUUCAUUCCAUCUUUCCUUUCUUCUUUCCUUUUUCGCUUUGUUUUCCUUGAGCCAGAGGUAUGCGGCUUCAUGUCUAACCUUUUGCUUCUUCUUUCUUGACCAGGACGUGAGAGUUCUCUGGAGCCACCCCUGCCGUGAUGGGAAACGAACCAGCUUCUAGUCGAUAUUAAGGCAUUUGGAAACCAAAGUGCAGUAAGGAAACCAGUCCUCUAGAAAAAAGGAUUCCUCUCAAGGGGCUGAUCUUGCUGAAUCCCUACAUUCACUUUGGAUUAUAGAGUAGAACCAUAGAGUCGGAAGAGACUGCAUGAGGCACCCAGUCCAGGCCUCUGCCGUGCAGGAAAAGUGCAAAGUACCCCUGACAGAUGAGCAUCUAGCCUCUGUUUAAAGGAUUCCAAAGGAGCCUCCACUACACUUUGAGGCAGAGAGUUCCACCGCUGAACAACUCUUACAGUCAGGAAGUUCUUAAUGUUUAGCUGGAAUCUACUUUCCUGUAAUUUGAACCCACUGCUGUGAGUGAUCAGAAAGGGAAAAACAAGAAUCAAGUGUCCUUAUUGGAAUUAAAUGUACAUAGCACUGUUGACAUGGAGGAGAAAGCAUAUAAAUGUAUCGAAUGUGGAAAGAGCUUUAGUAAGCAUGGAAAGCUGAAGAGACAUCAAAGGACUCACACUGGGGAGAAACCCUAUAACUGCCUGGAGUGUGGACAGAGUUUCACUCAGAAGGGAAAUUUACAUACACAUCAAAGAACUCACACCUGGGAGAAACCCUAUAACUGCCUGGAGUGUGGACAGAGCUUUGCUCAUAGUUCAGGACUACGUUCACAUCAAAGGACUCACACUGGGGAGAAACCCUAUAACUGCCAGGAGUGUGGACAGAGCUUUGCUCAUAGUUCAGGACUACGUUCACAUCAAAGGACUCACACUGGGGAGAAACCCUAUAACUGCCAGGAGUGUGGACAGAGCUUUGCUCAUAGUUCAGGACUACGUACACAUCAAAGGACUCACACUGGGGAGAAACCCUAUAACUGCCUGGAGUGUGGACAGAGCUUUGCUCAUAGUUCAGGACUACGUACACAUCAAAGGACUCACACUGGGGAGAAACCCUAUAACUGCCUGGAAUGUGGAAAGAGCUUUGCUCGUAGUUCAGGCCUACGUAGACAUCAAAGGACUCACACUGGGGAGAAACCCUAUAACUGCCUGGAGUGUGGACAGAGCUUUACUCAGAAGGGACAAUUACAUUCACAUCAAAGGACUCACAGUGGGGAGAAACCCUAUAAUUGCCUUGAGUGUGGACAGAGCUUCACUCAUAGUUCAGACCUACGUAGACAUCAAAGGACUCACACUGGGGAGAAACCCUAUACAUGCCUUGAGUGUGGACAGAGCUUUGCUCAGAAGGGACACUUACAUUCACAUCAAAGGACUCACACUGGGGAGAAACCCUAUACAUGCCUUGAGUGUGGACAGAGCUUUACUCAGAAGGGACACUUACAUUUACAUCAAAGGAUUCACACUGGGGAGAAACCUUAUAAAUGCCUGGAGUGUGGACAGAGCUUUGCUCAGAGUGGAACUUUACGUUCCCAUCAAAGGACUCACACUGGGGAGAAACCAUAGAAAUGCCUGGAGUGUGGACAGAGCUUUUCACGGAAUAAGCUUAUACAUAGACAUCAUAGAAUUCACCCUGGAGAGAAUGAUGUUAAUUGACCUCAGAGUGUCAUUCUAACAUGUACAAAAGCAACUCUUGCAAAUUUUGGAAAUGCAGGCUCAAAGUUGGGACAUGUCAUCACAUGUGGUGAAUUGUAGAAAGAUUGAACUAAAAAUACAGUGUUCCCUCACUAAUCCCCGGGUUUGGGUUCCAGGACCACCCACAAUAAGUGAAAAUCCGCGAAGUAGGGAUGCUAUAUAUUUUUACAUUAUUUUAGUAGUUAUACACUAUUUUAAGUCUUUAUCAAGAAAUCAUGUGUUGAUCAAUCGCCUCCUUCUCUUGUUGCCGCUUGGGCUCCUUUUCUCUCCCUUCGGCAUCUCCUUCCUCCCUUCCUUAGGCUGUACAUUGUAAUUUUUUUAUUAUUUAUAGUAAUCUUUUAGAGUUUAUUGAAAAACCGCAAAACUGUGAAUCCUCAAAGAGCGAAGUAGUGAGGGAACUCUGUAUGUUCCAUUCUGGAAGUAAUUAUAUUAUCUAAAGGGAAUAGAAUAAUGAGAGAUAAAAAUUAACAGAUUGCCUUUGGGCAGGUAUCCCUGUCGUUUGUUAGUUCAGUUGUGUGUCUAUGAAGGUAACUGUUUCGCAGGUCUGUUUGUUUCUGAUUUAGUUUUGUAUCUCAUGUAGUAGUUAGUUUCAUGUGUAGUUGAAGCAUUAUAUACAAUUUCUGCCUUUUUUGUAA